Prorocentrum cordatum is the source of this 1119-nucleotide messenger RNA. The record is from the annotation of a GenBank genome assembly. NCBI's taxonomy places the organism in Eukaryota, Dinophyceae, Prorocentrales, Prorocentraceae.
GAGUGGCACUGCAACAAGUGCAAGCAUGAGCGUGGGUCCCAGGUCGGCAUGCCGGUUGUCAGUUGGGCCAGCAACACGGCGUGCUUCAAGUGCAAGCGGUCCAAAGGGGGCCAGUCGGACAACGAGAAACGCAUGGCCAAGAAGACCCAGGAGUUGGAGCGCCAGCUCAAGGCCGAGAAGUCGGCGCGUGCAGACGCAACCAGGGGCGGUGACAGCAUGGAGGUCGAGGAGUCGAACGGGGAUGAUGGCAAGGAUAUCGGGAUCCAGAUUGCCAUGUUGGGCUCGCAGAUCGCCCAGCUCUCCAAGCCCGAGAUCGCUGACAUCUCCAAGGAGCUGCGCGAGGGCCUCACGAAGCAGCGCGCGGAGCUGGUUGCGCAGCAGCGCGCGCCCAAGCCCAUUGGGGCGCAGGUCCUGCGGCUCUCGCGGGAGUGCGACAAUGUCGGCAAGGCCGUGGCCAAGAUGGAAUCGGUGCUGGAGGCCGAGAACAAGCAGCUUGAAGAACUGCAGGCUUCGAUCCUUGAGCGUCAGGGCCGGCUGCAGGAGAAGCGGCGCGAACACGUGGAGCUCCAGGCGCAGCUGGACGAGGUGCAGCGGCGGGUCGCCCUGGCUCCUGCGCCGAAGCGUGAGGCCGAGUUCCCGUCUGGCCAACACGCGGCCCUCGGCCUGGGGCUCUCGGUCGACGAGCUGGAGGCCUUCAUCAAGCAGCACGGCGGUGGCGAGGAGCUCUCGGCGAGCGUGGCCCGCGCGCUGCAGGCCAAGCAGCGGGAGGUCGCCGAGGCCCAGCGCGCGGCCUCUCGCGCGGCGCCGCCUGCCGCGCAGCAGCAGCCGGCUCCGCAGCCUGCUCAGCCGCCUCUCGGGCUGGAGGGGGCUGCCGCGGCGGCUGCCCGAGCGGGCGCCGGAGCGGGCGCAGCAGCGGCGGCUGAGGCCACGGGGCCGCCCGCGGAGCCCUCCAUCGAGGACUUGCGAGCGGUCCUGCACCAAGCCGGCGCGCGGGCCCCCGUCGAGGACGAGCAGGCCCGAGCCCAUGCCGAUGCACUGCGCCAAGCACUCUCCGCCAUCGGCCCAGGGGCGUCCGGGCGCAGGGUGGCUCGCGCGGCGCCCGGCACUGUCAUGUACUAG